Molecule: messenger RNA, 1094 nt
Organism: Stegodyphus dumicola
Lineage: Eukaryota; Metazoa; Arthropoda; Arachnida; Araneae; Eresidae
Product: cyclin-dependent kinase 5 activator 1-like
Biological process (GO): axon guidance
Cellular component (GO): protein kinase 5 complex; growth cone; cytoplasm
Molecular function (GO): protein kinase binding; cyclin-dependent protein serine/threonine kinase activator activity
Source: RefSeq, a predicted model, not a curated record
AUGGGGACUGUGCUCAGCAUAUCCCCACGGGAUAGGAAACCCGCCUAUGGGGAGUACACUCUCAAUGGGUUCAAUUAUGAGCAACUUAGUAAUGCCAAAAAUAAAGAGAAGAACGGAAAUGUCGUCGCGAAUCUCAAUCAUACCCAUAAUUCGAACUUCAAAAAACAUUCUUUAUUCAUCAAUGCCUUGAGUUGGAAAACGUUCACUACGUCCAGCAGAAGAAAGGUUGACAAAAACAAAAACACUUCGCGACAACCACUUGAUAACCUUAACAACGUAGUUGACAACAAGAAGAACAUUCAAAAGUCGGUAUCCUGUUAUAAUCUGAAAACCUCCACAGUCACAUCUCUGGAUGUAGUGGUCAGGAAUACGUCUGCGGGGGAUCGACACAAGAUGCCCCCUUCUUUACCGCCCUCUAAACCUUCGGUGCUAGCAGCCCACAAUUUGGUAAGACCUCUAAUGAACCACAUUUCUGGUAACCACAAUUCUCACCAUCAGCAUCAGCAUGGUCUCCAUUUUCCCAAUGGUGCUUCUCUCAACGUUGCUGGCAAAAGCAAUCCAGUGAUAAGUCCGAGCCAGCAGCACAGAAAGACUGUUAUUCAGGCUUCGACCUCAGAACUGCUGCGAUGUCUAGGCGAGUUUCUCUGCAAGAGGUGUUGGAAACUCAGAGAAAUACAACCAGCAGAUGCAGUUCUCUGGCUCAGAUCAGUGGAUCGUAGUCUUCUCUUACAAGGUUGGCAGGACAUUGCUUUCAUCAACCCGGCCAAUGUCGUUUUCCUUUAUCUUUUAAUCAGAGAACUGGUAAACGAAGAUAUUGAUUCUGAACGUGAACUACAGUCUGUUGUUCUCACCUGCUUAUAUCUCAGUUAUUCCUAUAUGGGGAAUGAAAUCUCUUAUCCUUUGAAACCAUUCCUUGUGGAUGAUUCCAAAGAAAAAUUCUGGGACAGGUGCUUGUUAAUUAUCAACCUUCUCAGUGGGAAGAUGUUGAGGAUUAACAGUGAACCAAGUUUUUUCACUGAAGUUUUUACCGAAUUGAAAGGAUGCUGUGCUUCAAACACAUGAAAUGUGCAGAAAUGCAGAAAAACAUUUUUAAA